This is a messenger RNA of Rhincodon typus (whale shark), 1235 nucleotides long. It is a transcript of the gene gstz1, whose product is annotated as glutathione S-transferase zeta 1. Gene Ontology annotation, molecular function: maleylacetoacetate isomerase activity; glutathione transferase activity. The record is from RefSeq and is a predicted model, not a curated record. The coding region runs from base 220 to 870 and encodes 216 amino acids. Gene Ontology annotation, cellular component: mitochondrion; cytoplasm. NCBI's taxonomy places the organism in Eukaryota, Metazoa, Chordata, Chondrichthyes, Orectolobiformes, Rhincodontidae. The transcript has 10 exons. Gene Ontology annotation, biological process: glutathione metabolic process; L-phenylalanine catabolic process.
AUGAGUGACACGUCAAUCAGAGUGGUCGGGGUUCUGUAUCCGGGGUCAAGGUCACGGUGUUAGGAGUGGGAGCUGGUUUCAAAUCGGACGCGGCUUAUUUCUUGGUAACGGCUGGAGGGACGUGCUGCAGAGAAUUAAAGAAAUCCAGCUUCAUCAAUACCUACUUCUGAGGAAUGAGGUGAGCGUUAUGAAGAGCUGCAGGUGAAUGGAGACACUGGAAUGGAAUGGCAAAUGAUGCAGCCUGUGCUAUACACGUACUUCAGGAGUUCCUGCUCAUGGAGAGUGCGAAUUGCUCUCGCUUUCAAGGGAGUCGCUUAUGACCAGGUAGCCGUCAAUCUGAUUAAAAGCGGAGGCCAGCAGCAUGUUGAUUCGUUCAAGACUAUCAAUCCAAUGAAGCAAGUUCCAGCUCUUGCUAUUGAUGGCAUUAUCCUCUCCCAAUCGCUGGCUAUAAUUCAGUACCUGGAUGAGACUAGACCUGGUCCUCGGCUGCUCCCAGAGGAUGCCAAAAAACGUGCGCAAGUUCGGAUGAUUUCUGACCACAUCACCUCUGGAAUCCAACCUCUGCAGAACCUGCAUGUUUUGCAGAAGCUAGGAGGGGAGAAGAAACUUGAAUGGGCUCAGCACUUCAUCAUUAACGGCUUCCAAGCCCUGGAGAGUCUCCUACAAUACACAGCUGGGCGGUACUGUGUUGGGGAUGAGGUGACAAUGGCUGAUCUGUGUCUGGUCCCACAAGUGUACAAUGCUGAGAGGUUCAAGGUGGACAUCGCACAAUUUCCCACCAUUGUAAAGAUCAAUAAUGCCCUUCUGGAUCUAAAUGCCUUCAGAAUCAGUCACCCAUCUUGCCAGCCUGAUACACCUCCUGAACCCUGAUCCCAUUGGCGAGGGCAACAUCAGGUCAAACAUCUCUUGAUGAAACAAGGGAGCUUCUCUCAUCAAUUGCUGCGUUCGAUAGAAUGAGCUACUUGGAUAUUCAAAAUGAUUAAAAAUUAUUUAUGUUGAGUAAUUUACUGUUCUCCUUUGAUUGUUUAUCAAAAAAAAUGUUUCCACCCUUGCAUUUGUUAGAUUUUUGGCAAUGUUUUUGUAAAUUACUGUGUCAGCUGUCACAUUGUAUUUGUAAAUCAUGCCACUAGAUGGUUCUAUGGAGUAAGUUUCUAUCCCAUGUUGUCACCAUCUUGUUUUGUUCACAUGCUUUUGAUUUGUUGACUGAUUCGGGCAAUAAAGGAAAAAGAAGUCAA